AUGACGUUUGGUGACAGUUUCGCUUUGUUAUCGUGCAGAUUAUUUUCUACUUUUCGGUCUCGAACAAAAUUCUUGUGUAUCAAUACAGGCAAAUUUCAUAUGGAUUUGCAAAAUGAAGCAAAAACAAUGGAUAUGGUCAGCGUUCCGCCAAUCGUGGCGGCAUACCGGCUCGCCCUGCAAACCUUCGACGGGAAGGCCACGGCCGACCUCCCCGCCAACAUAAACAAACUUAAAAAGAUAAUGGACACAUUGAGAAGCGAAGACCUAGGUUUGGAGAGACGGUUAUGCGACCCGGCGACGUGGAAAAACCCUAACAAAGCCCCAUGUACGUACAUCCAAGUAUUUCAAAACAGUGGCGUCAAUAUGAGUAUUUUCGUUUUGAAACCUGGCUUCAAGAUGCCUUUGCACGACCACCCUCAUAUGCACGGUCUUUUGAAGGUAAUAUACGGUGCCGUGAACAUUCGUAGUUUCUCCGAGCACCCUGUGACUGAAAAGAUGAGCGCUAUAGACAUGGCAAUUCGCGCUAAACACGAGGCAGCUAGGCUCGCUCAUGGGACACACGUAAAGCGAAAGUUUUUCGCUGAAGUUUCACAGGAUCGCGUUUGUAAGGAAAAUUCUGAGACGUGUGUGCUGACUCCGACUGUAUCUAACUAUCAUGAGAUACAAGCGCUUGAAAUGCCAGCAGCAUUUUUUGAUGUUCUAUCACCACCUUAUGACACUUUGAUAGAAGGGAUAGGGCCCAGGCGAUGUAGCUACUAUAAAGUUCUCAAUAAAUUGAGUUCUAACUUAGUAGAAUUGCAAGAGACGGUAGCACCCGAUUGUUUUUUCUGUGAUCAGUCUCCGUACUUAGGCCCGAAGCUGGCAUAGGUACAAAUUAAGUUAUUAGGUAGCUAUGAAAUUUAAGUAAUUGACCAGGAAUGUGUACCUUAGAUGAAUUUGAAGAAGU
Cydia amplana is the source of this 946-nucleotide messenger RNA. Its product is annotated as 2-aminoethanethiol dioxygenase. Lineage: Eukaryota; Metazoa; Arthropoda; Insecta; Lepidoptera; Tortricidae. Gene Ontology annotation, molecular function: oxidoreductase activity, acting on single donors with incorporation of molecular oxygen, incorporation of two atoms of oxygen. The transcript has a single exon. Gene Ontology annotation, cellular component: mitochondrion. The coding region runs from base 1 to 867 and encodes 288 amino acids. The record is from RefSeq and is a predicted model, not a curated record.